AUGGGCGUUGAAAAGCUCGUGAUCAGACCUGGCAAUGGCAUAGACUUCCCCAAGAAGCAUGAUGAGGUGUCUAUGGAAUACACUGGAUGGCUCUUCGACGAUGAUGCCCCCGAUCACAAAGGCGGACAAUUCGAUACUUCCGUAGGUCGGGGUGACCUGAUCACUCCCAUCGGCGCUGGCCGAGUCAUCAAAGGCUGGGAUGAGGGCAUUUUAGGCUCCGAAGAGGCUUCUCCAAUGACGCUGGGAGAGAAGGCAACUUUGAUCAUAACAUCUGAUUAUGCAUAUGGCACUCGCGAUGUCGAGCUCAAAGCCAUCAAUGGGAAGAGAGCAGAGGGCGCCUAA
This is a messenger RNA of Alternaria rosae, 342 nucleotides long. RefSeq names its product FKBP-type peptidyl-prolyl isomerase-like protein. Lineage: Eukaryota; Fungi; Ascomycota; Dothideomycetes; Pleosporales; Pleosporaceae. The coding region runs from base 1 to 342 and encodes 113 amino acids. The transcript has 6 exons. The record is from RefSeq and is a predicted model, not a curated record. Gene Ontology annotation, molecular function: peptidyl-prolyl cis-trans isomerase activity.